AUGUAUGUGAGUGUAAUGGUUGUAGAAAAAAAUCCUGUACAAUCUUAUCACAAAUACUUGAAGGAAAAGCAAAAAAAGAAGAACGUUGAAAACAGGAUUUUGCAACGUCAAUGCAAUAACCUACUUGCCACGCCAGAAGCACUCAAAAAGGAGUUAAGCGAACUACAAUACAAAUCAUUAUUUAAGAAAUUGGAUCCACAGGAAUCUAAGAAACUUUCGGGCCUAGAAUGUACAUACGAGCAGUACCUAAUUAAAGAGCAAAGAGAGCAAAAUGAAUUGAGUGCAAAACAUACAUUAGAUAAGGAGGAUAGGCAGAAUUCUAGUGAUUCUUCUUCUGAGGAAUCAGAUGAGGCUGCCGUUCCUAUAAUCAUCGCAGGGCAAGAGCAAUCCAUUGAUUCUUUAAAAACCCAAUCAUUAUGCGACUCUUCUGAUUUCAUUGAGAAAGGCAAUAUCACGGAUUCUGUUGUAGAUUCGAAAACUGAUUUACCUACUAAAACAAGUAUCAGCAAUACUAGUAGUAUCCCAAAGGUCCCUAUCGCAAAUCCAAUGUCUGAUGCUAAAUUCCCCACAAAUAAAUCGAUAAUCAUACACAAGACAGAUAUUAAAGAUGUAUAUAAGGAUUCCAGCAAUACCUACACUUUGCCUAGCAACAAAAGGAUGCUUUCUUCUAGUAUCGCUACUAAUGUUGUACCUCCUCCACCAAUAAAUGCCCCAAAAUAUUCAUAUACUCAUGGAAUGGUAAUGAACACACCAUUUCCCAUUGGUGGUUACUAUGGACAACCGCCACCACCACCUCCACCACCCCCCUUGCCACAGCACAUGGCAAACUCAAUGACGUUGACGUCCAAUUUGGGGGUAAAUUAUCCAUCUUCAGCGCCAAAUUGUGGCAUAAUUAACCCUGCCAUGCGAGUACAGCAGCCAGUGUGUUCAGUAAACAAGAAGGCUAAGAGUUCAAGUGUCACACCUAGCGCAGUAAGAAUCAUACCUAACCUGAUGGUACCACUGAGUAAAAGUGGGAAUAUUAACAAGAUUUUUGAGGAAGCCAAAGAAAUUCAAGAUAUGGAUAAGGAAUACAAGAAUUUUAUGGGCGAAAUAAACAAGCUGCAAUCGCAAAUAUAG
Molecule: messenger RNA, 1119 nt
Organism: Babesia microti strain RI
Lineage: Eukaryota; Apicomplexa; Aconoidasida; Piroplasmida; Babesiidae
Exons: 6
Coding region: 1-1119 (372 amino acids)
Biological process (GO): RNA processing
Source: RefSeq, a predicted model, not a curated record